AUGCACCUGACCUCGAGUGAGCUGAAAGCUCAUGCUACCUGCUUGGCGGCCCUGGCCCGUGCCGGCCAUGGCACCCGCACCGUGGACGAUGUGCUGGGCUGGGUGAAGGCUGAGCUGGAGGCCAGGGGCCCUGGGCUGGCUUCGGAGGAGGGCUCGGCGCCGACCUCCUCCUCCGCCCUCUCUCAAGAAGGCCCCGAGGAGCCGACCAGGCCCAGCGUCGCCCCGCCCCAGGGCCCAGCCCCCGCCCAGCUCUUCGCCAAGGCCACACACUCCAGCCACCUCAACUACAGCGACAUCCUGCAGGCCUUUGCCGCCACAGCAUCAGGUCUGGACCCAGAGUCCCUGGCCGACUACCUGCACAACCUGGCGGUGCUGUGCCAUGAGGCGCCGGACAACGAGCUCGUCGUGCGGCCCAGUGUGCACAGCGCCGACCCGUACGGGGCAUCCGGCCGCGCUGCGCCUGCCCAGGCACGCGGGCCUGCACCCCCCAGCCGUGGCCACCCACUGUCCUCGAUGCUAGGAUCGCAGCCUGGGGCGCCGCCUGGCCCCAUGUACCAGCCCCGCCCCCCGGGCCAGCCACUCCCUCCCCGCCACCCGGCUCACGCCUCGCUCCUGGAUGACGGCUUCCGGGGACACGUCGCGCAGCCCCUGCGCUCAUCCUCCGACCCCCUGCGCCUACUCAGCGCUCUGGAGGAGCUGGAAAGGAGGGAAUCGGGGCACGGGCCCCUCGCGCUGGGCGGCGGCCUGCACCUGGGGGAGCUGCCUUGGGAGGAGGCGCCGCCAGCCCUCCCAAGCCUGGCCGCCCACCUGCUCCCGUCGGAGAGCCAGGGGCUGCUGAAGACGUCGUCGGCGCCCGAGCACAUGCUGCCCCCAACCCUGGCCGAGGAGUGGGAGGGCCUGGGCGCGAGUGUCGGUCUGGACCGGCGUGGGAGCUCGUCCUCCAUAUUCACCGCCCCGCCUACCGCCCGGGAGCAGGGCGCCACCGCCAAGCCGUCCGGGCUGUGGCCUGGAGCCAGGACCUUUGUGCAGCGUCGGGCCUCGCGCCUCUCCACACACUGCAUGCCGGCAGAGGAGCAGUGA
This is a messenger RNA of Auxenochlorella protothecoides, 1080 nucleotides long. RefSeq lists its product as hypothetical. The coding region runs from base 1 to 1080 and encodes 359 amino acids. Lineage: Eukaryota; Viridiplantae; Chlorophyta; Trebouxiophyceae; Chlorellales; Chlorellaceae. The transcript is spliced from 3 exons. The record is from RefSeq and is a predicted model, not a curated record.